This is a messenger RNA of Cladophialophora yegresii CBS 114405, 297 nucleotides long. RefSeq lists its product as uncharacterized. NCBI's taxonomy places the organism in Eukaryota, Fungi, Ascomycota, Eurotiomycetes, Chaetothyriales, Herpotrichiellaceae. The coding region runs from base 1 to 297 and encodes 98 amino acids. The record is from RefSeq and is a predicted model, not a curated record. The transcript has a single exon.
AUGGCCGGUGUCUAUGGCUUCGCUCGGUUGAAAGACGAAACCAAGGGUUCCCUGGGAAAGAUACAGGGUUACGAGUUUUGCCGGUCCAGACGAGGCUGUCUCGUGGCCGGCUACUACAGACCACACAGAAAACAGCAGUUCGCGGCAACCAUCAUGGACACAAAAGGUGUCAUCUCGAAAGAAGGCUGGCUGGCGUGUGGGUCAGAACAGGACGGGAUCAGGCACAACGUGAACGAUCAAUCGGGCAAUAGUGCCAUCGGCUGCCUCGAUUUCCUCAUCGACGCAACAGAUCACUGA